CUGGCGCAGCUGAUGGACAGCGAGACGGACAUGGUGCGGCAGAUCCGGGCUCUAGACAGCGACAUGCAGACCUUGGUUUAUGAGAACUACAACAAGUUCAUCUCAGCCACAGACACCAUCCGGAAGAUGAAGAAUGAUUUCCGGAAGAUGGAGGACGAGAUGGACCGGCUGGCAAACAAUAUGGCAGUGAUCACGGACUUCAGUGCGCGCAUCAGCGCCACGCUGCAGGACCGCCACGAGCGCAUCACCAAGCUGGCAGGGGUCCACGCGCUGCUGCGGAAGCUGCAGUUCCUUUUUGAGCUGCCCUCGCGCCUCACCAAGUGUGUGGAGCUGGGUGCCUACGGGCAGGCGGUGCGCUACCAGGGCCGCGCCCAGGCCGUGCUGCAACAGUACCAGCACCUGCCCUCCUUCCGCGCCAUCCAGGAUGACUGCCACGUCAUCACGGCUCGCCUGGCCCAGCAGCUCCGGCAGCGUUUCAGGGAGGGUGGUUCAGGCGCCCCCGAGCAGGCCGAGUGUGUGGAGCUGCUGCUGGCCCUGGGCGAGCCGGCCGGGGAACUGUGUGAGGAGUUCCUGGCUCACGCCCGAGGAAGGCUGGAGCAUGAGCUGCGGGGCCUGGAGGCUGAGCUGGGACCCUCCCCGCCCGCGCCCGACAUCUUAGAGUUUACCGACCACGGGGGCAGCGGCUUUGUGGGCGGCCUCUGCCAGGUGGCUGCGGCCUACCAGGAGCUGUUUGCCGCCCAGGGCCCCGAAGGGGCCGAGAAGCUGGCAGCCUUUGCCCGCGAGCUGGGUGGCCGCUACUUUGAGUUGGUGGAGCGGCGGCUGGCUCAGGAGCAGGGCGCCAGUGACAAUUCGCUGCUGGUGCGAGCGCUGGACCGCUUCCACCGGCGUCUGCGGGCCCCUGGCGCCCUGCUGGCUGCUGCGGGGCUCGCUGAGGCGGCCACGGAGAUCGUGGAGCGGGUGGCCCGCGAGCGCCUGGGCCACCACCUGCAGGGCCUGCGAGCUGCCUUCCUGGGCUGCCUGACUGACGUGCGCCAGGUGCUGGCUGCGCCCCGCCUGGCUGGGAAGGAAGGCCCGGGUCUGGCUGAGUUGCUGGCCAACGUGGCCAGCUCCGUCCUCAGCCACAUCAAGGCCUCACUGGCUGCAGUCCACCUCUUCACUGCCAAGGAGGUGUCCUUCUCCAACAAGCCCUACUUUCGGGGCGAGUUCUGCAGCCAGGGCGUCCGGGAGGGCCUCAUUGUGGGCUUCAUCCGCUCCAUGUGCCAGACGGCUCAGAGCUUCUGUGACAGCCCCGGGGAGAAGGGAAGCGCCCCGCCGCCUGCCCUGCUCCUGCUGCUCUCGCGCCUCUGCCUGGACUACGAGACGGCCACCGUCUCCUACAUCCUCACUCUCACCGAUGAGCAGUUUCUGGUGCAGGACCAGUCUCCAGUGACGCCGGUGAGCACACUGUGUGCAGAGGCCAGGGAGACGGCACGGCGGCUGCUGACACACUACGUGAAGGUGCAGGGCCUGGUCAUAUCUCAGAUGCUGCGGAAGAGCGUGGAGACGCGGGACUGGCUCAGCACCCUGGAGCCACGGAACGUGCGGGCCGUCAUGAAGCGGGUGGUGGAGGACACCACGGCGAUCGACGUGCAGGUGGGGCUCCUGUAUGAGGAAGGUGUUCGCAAGGCCCAGAGCAGCGACUCCAGCAAGAGGACUUUCUCCGUAUACAGCAGCUCCCGGCAGCAGGGCCGCUAUGCACCCAGCUAUACACCUAGUGCCCCGAUGGACACCAACCUCUUGAGCAACAUUCAGAAGCUCUUUUCUGAACGCAUUGACGUGUUCAGCCCGGUGGAGUUCAAUAAGGUGUCGGUGCUGACGGGCAUCAUCAAGAUCAGCCUGAAGACGCUGCUGGAGUGCGUGCGGCUGCGCACCUUCGGCCGCUUUGGACUGCAGCAGGUCCAGGUGGACUGCCACUUCCUGCAGCUCUACCUGUGGCGCUUCGUGGCCGACGAGGAGCUCGUGCACCUACUGCUGGACGAGGUGGUGGCCUCAGCGGCCCUGCGCUGCCCGGACCCUGUGCCCAUGGAGCCCAGCGUCGUCGAAGUCAUCUGCGAGCGCGGCUAG
This is a messenger RNA of Orycteropus afer afer, 2103 nucleotides long. It is a transcript of the gene VPS51, whose product is annotated as VPS51 subunit of GARP complex. The transcript has 9 exons. Gene Ontology annotation, cellular component: membrane; EARP complex; GARP complex. Lineage: Eukaryota; Metazoa; Chordata; Mammalia; Tubulidentata; Orycteropodidae. The annotation marks the transcript as partial. Gene Ontology annotation, biological process: lysosomal transport; Golgi organization; Golgi vesicle transport. The record is from RefSeq and is a predicted model, not a curated record.